Molecule: messenger RNA, 3773 nt
Organism: Urocitellus parryii (Arctic ground squirrel)
Lineage: Eukaryota; Metazoa; Chordata; Mammalia; Rodentia; Sciuridae
Gene: Eogt
Product: EGF domain specific O-linked N-acetylglucosamine transferase
Cellular component (GO): endoplasmic reticulum lumen
Molecular function (GO): protein O-acetylglucosaminyltransferase activity
Source: RefSeq, a predicted model, not a curated record
GGUGCCAGGAGCAGAAGGCCGCGGGGCUGGGCCUUCCAGCAACCGGGGAGGGUAUAAGUAAGCAGUGGCCCCUGAGAUAAAAUAGGAAACCUGGAAAACGAACGUCAGGAGCAGCUCUGGACUCGCUGCCGACGGGCAGCAGGCCUGUGGAAGUCCCAUCAAGGGACCAGGAGGUGGAGGAGGCCAGCCCUGCUGGCUGGAGAUAGGCAGCACAGCUCCCAGCGCUGCCCACUGCUGGACCCCCUGGACCAUCGUGGCUCCCCGGCCAGGCACAUGCAAGAGGACAGACCCCAGAAAGACUCUGCUUUCACACAUCCGCAGCUGCCAUCCAGUUUAAGCCAGGGGGUUUAGAGACCUGAAACAUCAAUAGCUUCUGGGUGGUUCUGAGGAUUCAAGAGGUGGGAACGUUGAGGCACAGAGAGGUGAAGCAGCUUGCUCGCCAGGGAGCUACAGACUGGGGUUCAGGCCCAGGUGACGAGGUUUGGAGGCUGCUAUGUUAAUGCUGCUUGUCUUUGGAGCGUUACUGCAUGAAGUCUCUCUGAGUGGUCAAGAUGGGGCUGCCCCCGAGACCCACCAGGCGCCGGGUGAGCCCCUGUUCGACUACGCCAGCCUCCKCCUGCACCAGGAGCACAUUCCCCGCUUCUUGCACAACAACAGGCACAUCGCCGCCCUCUGCAAGAAGGACGCACACUGCCCAUAUAAGGAGCACUUGGAAAACCUGAACUACUGCUGGGGUUACGAGAAGUCCUGCCAGCCAGAGUUCAGGUUUGGUUACCCCGUGUGCAGCCUGGGAUGGAUGGACAGCGUGGAGGCGGCCCAGGACUUGUUCUGGAAGCAGGCUGACUUCGGGUUUGCCAGGGAGCGGCUGGAGGAGGUGCGCGUGCUGUGCCGGCCCGAGAGCACGAGCGACUCCAGUCUGAUGUGCUCUCGUUACCUUCAAUACUGCAGAGCAACCAACCUCUACCUUGACUUCAGAAGCAUCAAGAGAGAUGAGGAAAGAUUCAAGGAAGAUUUUUUCCGGAAAGGUGAAAUUGGAGGACACUGUGAACUUGACUCGCACUUGUUGUUGUCUGAAGGUCAACGCAAAAGUCCUCUGCAGUCUUGGUUUGCUGAGCUACGAACCUAUACUCAGCUCAACUUCAGACCCAUAGAAGAUGGUGAAUGUGACAUUGUCAUUGAAAAACCCACGUAUUUCAUGAAAUUAGAUGCAGGUAUCAACAUGUACCACCACUUCUGCGACUUCGUCAAUCUCUACAUCACCCAGCACGUGAACAACUCCUUCAGCACGGACGUGUACAUCGUGAUGUGGGACACUAGCUCCUCUGGAUACAGGGACCUGUUCUCCGAGACCUGGAAGGCCUUCACGGACUAUGACGUCAUACACUUGAAGACCUAYGACUCCAAAAGGGUGUGCUUCAGGGACGCMGUGUUCUCGCUGCUGCCCCGCAUGCAGUACGGGCUCUUCUACAACACCCCGCUGAUCUCCGGCUGCCAGCACACGGGGCUGUUCAGGGCCUUCUCCCAGCACCUGCUCCACAGACUGCACAUCAGGCAAGAGGGCCCCCAGGACGGAAAACUUCGAGUCACCAUUCUCUCCCGGAGCACAGGGUAUCGCAAAAUACUGAACCAAGACGAGCUCGCCAAUAAGCUGAGGACGGUGCCUAUGUUUGAAGUCCGGGUUGUGGAUUACAAGUACGGAAAGUUCGCGUUCUUGGAUCAACUGAGGUUCACGCACAACACCGACAUAUUUAUCGGGAUGCACGGAGCGGGUCUCACCCACCUGCUGUUCCUCCCCGACUGGGCUGUGGUGUUUGAACUAUAUAACUGUGAAGAUGAACGCUGUUACUUAGACCUGGCCCGGCUGAGAGGCAUCCACUACAUCACUUGGCAAAAGAUGGACAAAAUCUUUCGUCCGGAGAAGAGUGACCACCCAACUCUGUCUGAUCACGAGAAGUUUAACAACUACUCUUUCGACGCAGAGGAAUUCUUGCGCCUUGUCCUUCAGGCUGCCGACCAGGUACUGCAACACCCCAAGUGGCCGUUUAGGAAGUCUCACGACGAGUUAUGAAGGCAUCGGGUCUGUGGGCAAGAAGAGGGUCUGCCCGACACACCACCUGGCAACACAGCGCCACGGGACCUUUUCYAGGCCAAACUACUUCCAGGACGUUUGUGUUUUCUAGUCUUUGUUUCAUGUGUUUGUUGUGUCAUUGCUACAACAGCAAUAACUUUGCACUGAAAAAUGGACUUUUUUUAUAGUUUAAAACUGGGUGAUUGAGCUUUCUUCUUAGGAAUACCAAAGUUUUCAAUUUUCUCAGCUUUAAAAACUUGUAAAUGUUUUUGUAAAAUUUCUUGUGAUUGUAACUGCAGAAUAUUCCGACCUGUUGGUAUGUGGGCAGAUUAAGAAUGGCUCCUUUUGCUUGCCGUCAUCUGUUGAUAACACUGUCAGGAAAGGACACACACACGCACGCACAUGCACACACAUCAUGAUUUUCAGUGCCAGGCUACAGGAAUGUCUUGCAGAUCAGUGUCCAGCCUUCUCCAGGCUGUGAGCACUGAGCACCUGAGCGAAGCCUGCCACUGUGUUAACAGGUCCUCAGACAUUGCAUAUCGCAAUUACGUUUUCCUCAAAGUAACCACUCUGUGAUAAACCCAAUCAGUCCCUUGUGGCUGGUUUGCACUGACUCUUGUGGCUGUGGAGAGCGUCAUGUUGAAUUUGCAGGGAAAAGAGUGGUCUCCACUGUGCAGCUAUCUGUGGCUGCAUAAGUGUGCACAUCCACUUAAAGCAGCAGCAAGUGUUCCUGUCUGUACAGAUUUCAGUGGCCAAACACAGAGGUUUUCCCCUAACAAAAUAAGACAAUAAAAAGGUGGACAUGUGAAUUAUCCAAUCAAAUGAAAUCCAUAAAAAAAAGUGAUAUUGAUGAAAAAGAAUACCAAAAUGAAGUUCAACUCCAGGAACCGACUCAUUACUUCCUGUUCAUGAACUACAAAUUUAGCUGUGAGAAGCUGUGGACUUUUUUUUUUUUGCACCCAGAAUGUGAAGUUCACAUUUAAGAACACUUGAGUCAUCUAAUUGGAGAGUAGUUACUUCUGUUUUUUAAAGUGGGGAUUAGCAAAUUACAGCAAAACGAAAGAGUGUUUUUUAAAAUUUUAGAGUUGUUUAAAAAAAAAAAAAAAAGAACAUGCAAGGGAGAAGUGAUGUUCCAAACAAAAUGUUUGUAUCUAGAACUUGACAGAAGUUUGCUGACCUUUCCUUUAAAGGACUAGCACAAGCUUCUAGAUAGUGAUAUAUAUUAAGGUAUCUGUGAAGAAAACAGUGCAUUACUCUGGGGAAAGCUCCGAUUUGAUUCUGAAAUGGUAUGAAAGGAACGAUAGCAUCAUGCAUUUUUAAAUGACAGGUAUUGCCACAGUUACUGGUGUGGGGCACCAAGUCCCCAUGUGGGAGGACUAGGUACCCGGCACCAGGCCCUGGUGUGCCCACAUCAGGAAGGUAGAGACCUCUGAAACCGGAGUGACCCAUUUAUCUUCUUACCUGCUUUUACAACACAGUGGAAAUGGGACUCCACAGACUAUUGAGAAUUUCAGAAAUCUAGCCCAAUUUCACAAUAAAACUAUUUGAAUAUUUAGCAUUUAGAAUACAUUUUAUACCAACAAGAAUGUACAUUUGACACUUUCGUUAUGGAAUUCGAUCAGACUUUUAGGUGGGACCAAAGAAGGUCUUCAAGUUGUUAUAAUAUUUAAAAUGUCAAGUCUGKUUUUUUUUUUUUUUUAAGACU